AUGGCAGCCCAAUAUGAUUUCAUUGUGGUUGGAAGCGGUCCCGGGGGCUCCGUUGUGGCAUCCCGCCUCGCGAAGAGCAAACAGCGGCCAACCGUUCUGCUCCUCGAGGCAGGGGGCGAUUAUAACGAGCCAGAAAAUCGCCUGCUCGCGGAUCGCUACGCGACAUGGGUGACGCAUCCUCAGAUGGGCUGGGGAUACAAGACAACGCCGCAGGAAGCAUUGGAUAAUCGCCAAAUCGACUACUCCCGAGGCAAGGGCCUGGGAGGGUCGACCCUCAUCAACUUCUGUUGCUAUACUCGGGGACCGAAAGAGGACUAUGAUGAAUGGGCGCGGAAGGUGGAUGAUCCGUUCUUCAACUGGUCGGAGUCGCAACGACGGAUUAAGAAGUUUGAAAACUACGCGAAGAAUACGGCGUCCGCAGUAGAGAAGUAUGUCGACUUUGACGGUUACAGCCAUGGGAAUAAUGGUUCGAUGGAUACCAUGUUUGCUUCGGAGGCGGAGAAGAAUUAUGUUGGAAUCGUCGACGCUAUGAUUGAGAGCGGCGUUCAAGGGCUCAAGGGAAAUCUAGAUCUCAAUUCUGGUGAUCCACUCGGAGUGGGAUUCAUUCCGUCCACCGCAAAGCAAUCAUACCGGACCACUGCUGCUUCGUCGUUUUUGAAAGACACUCCUCCGAAUCUCACCAUCAAAACAAAUUCUCAGGUGAGCAAGAUCGUGUUGGAAGGCAAGAAAGUCACUGGUGUCGUAGUGAAUGGAGAAACAUUCUCUGCGACCAAGGAGGUGAUCCUCUCCGCCGGUGCACUGGAUACUCCAAAGAUCCUCAUGCUAUCGGGUAUCGGGCCUGCACCGCACCUGAAGGAACACGACAUCCCCGUCCUUCUCGACAUACCCGACGUGGGACAAAACUUGCAAGACCAUUACGGCACGUCUGUGGUCUGGGAAAUGAAGCCCGGCUGGGACGACCGCCCCGCGCUCGAAGAUCCAUCACAAAUGGCCCGGGCCAAGGAGGAAUUUCUCCGCAACGGCACCGGACCCCUUACGACCUUCAACAACUCCUGCAUCAUGGCCUGGAUCCACGAUCCCGCCACGGUCGCGACGCCCGAGGCAAAAUUCCUGCCGGCAGAGGUCCAGAAAUACAUCUCGCAGCCCGCAGUGCCGACGAUGGAGGUCAUCGCCGCUGUGCCGGCGUUCCCCCCGGAAGGGGGGAAGAGCUACUUAAGUCUCACGCCGGUCGGGAUGACGGCGCAAUCCACCGGGAGCGUCACGCUGGCGAGCAGGAACGCCGCGGAUGCGCCGCUCUGCGACCCGCAGCUGCUUACCAAUCCCUACGACAAGCAGAACGCGAUUCGCGGGAUCCGAUAUGCUCUCGAGAUCGUCAAGAAUUCGUCGCUGCAGAAGGAUAUGGUAAAGCCGUAUCUCGUUCCGGCGGAUGAGUCGGAUGAAGCGAUCUGGGAGUUCAUCAAGGGGAACGUCUCCUCCACUUGGCAUAUGAGCUGCACGGUACGGAUGGGAAAGGGGGAGGAUGAGCGGGCAUGCGUGGAUACGAAAUUCAGAUUGAAGGGCAUUGAAAGACUGCGAGUCAUCGAUUUGAGCGUUCUUCCGUUUGUACCGAAUGCCCACACCGUGAGCUGGGCAUAUCUGGUUGGGGAGACGGGGGCGGAGAGGCUAAUUAGCGAGUACGGGCUGGAUGGUUGA
Eremomyces bilateralis CBS 781.70 is the source of this 1692-nucleotide messenger RNA. RefSeq names its product alcohol oxidase. Gene Ontology annotation, molecular function: oxidoreductase activity, acting on CH-OH group of donors; flavin adenine dinucleotide binding. The record is from RefSeq and is a predicted model, not a curated record. Bases 1 to 1692 code for a protein of 563 amino acids. NCBI's taxonomy places the organism in Eukaryota, Fungi, Ascomycota, Dothideomycetes, Eremomycetales, Eremomycetaceae. The transcript has 3 exons.